Molecule: messenger RNA, 315 nt
Organism: Wallemia ichthyophaga EXF-994
Lineage: Eukaryota; Fungi; Basidiomycota; Wallemiomycetes; Wallemiales; Wallemiaceae
Product: Fruiting body protein SC1
Exons: 3
Coding region: 1-315 (104 amino acids)
Cellular component (GO): fungal-type cell wall
Molecular function (GO): structural constituent of cell wall
Source: RefSeq, a predicted model, not a curated record
AUGAUACAAACUACAGCAGUCUUUCUCGCCCUUACCGGUUUAGUCGCCAGUGAGUGGACAUCAAAAACCGGUUCUUGCAAUACAGGUGAAAUCAGCUGUUGCAACACCUCCAAAGACUCGCAGAAAAGCACCGGCGAACAAGACUCUCUGCUCGCCCUUGGAAACAUCCUCGACCAAGUUGCUUUACAGUGUCUCCAAAUCCCAAUUCUUGCAAUUGCGAUUGAGGAUGAGUGCAAGAACACGCCAGUCUGCUGUGACGGUGUUGAGGAAGACGGUUUAAUCGGACUCUCUUGUAGCCCACUUGCUCUCAUCUAG